Fulvia fulva is the source of this 1146-nucleotide messenger RNA. RefSeq lists its product as uncharacterized. The record is from RefSeq and is a predicted model, not a curated record. The transcript has a single exon. Lineage: Eukaryota; Fungi; Ascomycota; Dothideomycetes; Mycosphaerellales; Mycosphaerellaceae. The coding region runs from base 1 to 1146 and encodes 381 amino acids.
AUGGCUUUCGAAGAUCUGCCGGUUUAUCAGCCCCCAGCAAGCAUCACGGCCAAGACCAUCAAACAGCCCUUUGGAGCUCUCAUGCCCGUGACUACGCCAAAGAGCAACAGCACCCCGUCCACCCAGCCCCGAGACCGCAACCUGAAGCUUAUCGACAGAAUGGAAGAGGCGCAGGGAAAGUACCGCGGUGUCAACGCCAUCCUCGAAGCUGCUUCGGCCAUCGACGCCAGGGAGAGUAACGCCCGCUUCUCGCCUCUCAAGAACGACCCGUCCCCCUCUUUUGGAAACCCGCGUGUCCCAGCCUCGGAUCCGUACCACGGUAUCGAUUUGCUCCUCAAGGCGGCUGGUAUGCUGGAGGCACGUGAGAGGCAGGAGGCAGCUAAGAGGCAGGAGGCAGCUGAGAGGCAGAAGGCUUUUGAGAGGUUGAAGGCAGCUGACAGCUGGGAGGGGCCCGCGGCUCCAGUCGUCGAGAAGCAGGUCGCAAAGAAGAACAAAGGUGCCAAGAAGGGGAAGAGGCAGCCUAAGCAAGGGCGUGAAGCUCCGAGUAUGUGGGACGUGGAAGACCAGCAAGAAGAGACCGAACCUCUCAAGAAAGAUCCGUUGUUGAAGGAGGCACCCUGGGAGCUAGUUUUUCAUGUCCAGCCAGAGGUUCAGGCCAACGCGAAGCCAGCAGAUGGUACCAUGCGACAAGACACUCCCAUGUCGGACUACCAACCUCCAGAGGCAACGACACAAGAUUUGUCGUCACCAUCGAGCUCCAGCUCCACCGUCGCAGCAUCCGAGAACCAAAGCCAGCGUUCCAGGUCCACAAAGUCAGGAAGCGUUGCCACAUCCGCACCAAGCAAGAAGCGCAAAACCGGCGUAGGCAAGCAGACCGCUUCCUCGCCAAAGAAGCCACGCACAGGCAGUGCUGCAUCCCGUAAGUGGACCGAAGAAGAGGAGGAGGAGGAGCUCAUAGGGCUCCGAAAUCCUGCUCGAGCCGGCGGAGCGGUGCCAUACAAACAGGUUGCCAGAAUCCUGAACCGUGGCUCAACUACUGCUUGUCGUAUAAGACUUCACUACUUGAUGGUGAAUGGGCGGUUGCCAUGGACUCAAGAUGAAGAGCAGAAGGCAGUAAGGCAGGAGUCAGAUGAGGGAAGGAGGUGA